Colletotrichum acutatum is the source of this 697-nucleotide messenger RNA. RefSeq lists its product as uncharacterized. NCBI's taxonomy places the organism in Eukaryota, Fungi, Ascomycota, Sordariomycetes, Glomerellales, Glomerellaceae. The record is from RefSeq and is a predicted model, not a curated record. Bases 89 to 337 code for a protein of 82 amino acids. The transcript has a single exon.
CGAUCGACCCUUACCCGAGGCGGCCUUGGCGCAAGGACGAAGCACAUGCGAGCCGCCGUCACGGCCAGCCGUUGGACCCUGAGGCAAAAUGCAGAGGCUUAUUGCAGCAUGCACAAAGGCUAUUUGGUGUAUUCAAUAUCUCUCACUUUUUGUUCGGUCAUGUACCGGUGUCUAUCUCUAUCAUGCAGCCAGUAGUAGUUCCACGGAUUCAUCAUCUACGUCUGUCGCCAGCGCAAAGUUAAGCCCAAACAUGGAAGGAUACGCCAGGGGAAUUGGCCUUGUCACAAGGAAUCUAAUUCGAUUCAGGACCAAGGACGUCAAAGGGGGGAAAAGGUAGAUACCAUGCGACGUUUCGUAUGUCAAGUAUCUUUAUCCAUACAAUGGCACGAAAAGGUACUUUGUAAGGUAGUCCGUACAGCAGACCAUGCCUAACUCAGUCGGUCUCAUCGGCUUCUUGUCUUCAGCAUCAGAUAAAGCAGCGCCGGCGCAAUCUCUGCCCCUCCUUCGCCCGCCUCCUUGAAGACCCCUCCAUGGCUCCCAUUGGGCGUGUGCCUACUCCUUAUCGACGACUCCUUGCGAUACGGCAGGCUGACACAGGGAUGGUGCCCGCAGGAAGUGGUGAUAGCGUCUGAGGUGGUCCACAAAUGCGAAAAUGCACUUGCACCAUGAGGUGAGAGAUGUAUCAAGGAAUUUGCCC